Messenger RNA from Hibiscus syriacus, 1217 nucleotides. RefSeq names its product synapsin-1-like. The transcript has 7 exons. The coding region runs from base 65 to 1030 and encodes 321 amino acids. The record is from RefSeq and is a predicted model, not a curated record. Lineage: Eukaryota; Viridiplantae; Streptophyta; Magnoliopsida; Malvales; Malvaceae.
UUAAUUUUAUUUUUCUAUUUUUUCCCUUUUCGUGUUUAGUGUGUGAAUUUGAAUUCUCGAAACAAUGAAUAUCGCCGAAAGGGGUGAAAAGAUGGCUGUCCGUAAGGGCUAUAUGAAUGAAUGGCAAACUUCUCUCUUGGACGCCGUCAAAGCAGAUUGUGCAUUCUGCAUGCUUGCCGCGUGCUGCUCCCAGUGUGUUUCAUUUGACCUGCGGAAACGAGCACUCCACAAUGAAAUGUCAAGGUACGAGUGCUGUGCUGGCUACAUGCCUUGCAGCGGUAAGUGUCAAGAAGACAAGUGUCCAGAGUUUUGUCUGUGCUUGGAGGUCAUGCUUUGCCUCAGCAAUUCGGUCGCGUCGACUCGUUUCCUUCUUCAAGAUGAGUACAAUAUACAGACCACGGAAUGUGACAACUGCCUCAUUGCAUUUAUGAUCAUUCUUGGACAACUUGCAUGCAUAUGUCGUUUGCUAGCUUGUCUUACUGGAGAUGACGGACUUGAGGACUUAGCAGAGUUAUUGACCUGUAUUUCGGACAUGGUUUAUUGCACGGUCUGCGCUUGUAUGCAGACUCAGCACAAGGUUGAAAUCGACUACAGGCACAGCCUGCCGGGCGGCGGCGCGACUGGUGUGAUGAUGGUUCCUGCAGUGCAGCAGAUGUCACGGUUCGACCAGCCAGUGCCUCCGAACAUAAGACAACCAGUUGGAGUUCCACCUGCACAACAACCACCGUACGGCCAAUAUCCUUCUGGACAAUAUCCACCUGGACAAUAUGGACCUCAACAAGGACAGUGGCAGCAGCCUCCGCCACCUUACGGCUAUGGAUAUCCACCGGAACCGCCUCCAUAUGUGGCCGGAUACCCUACAAAUGCACCACCUCCUCAAGGAUACGCCCCCGCCGGGCAUCCAAUACCGCCUCCAGCCUACUAUCCUCCCGGUGCACCACCACCAGCUCAGCAAUUCGCUUCGGGUGAACACCCCAGCAAUCCUUCUCCUUCUCCUCCCCCUCCACCUCCGCCUAAAGAUUCUGCGUAGACAUUGAUACAUGUUCAAGUAAUAGUAGCUACCACAAUCGUUCUAAGACGGAUUGAUUCGUUUAUUAUUUUAUUAUGAAGUGUUAUGAUGUCUAUUCGCCUGAAACUUCCACUGUAACUCUAGCCUUUUUUCCCCUGGUGAUUGAAUAACUAUCUACAUCAUAUAUAUUAAAGGAAUCUCUUGUUGA